Messenger RNA from Rhizophagus irregularis DAOM 181602=DAOM 197198, 488 nucleotides. The record is from RefSeq and is a predicted model, not a curated record. NCBI's taxonomy places the organism in Eukaryota, Fungi, Glomeromycota, Glomeromycetes, Glomerales, Glomeraceae.
UAUGGAGUUAUGCCUUAUGUAGCUCCUGAAGUAUUAAAAGGAAAUCAAUUUACCAUGAAAUCAGAUAUUUAUAGUUUUGGUAUGAUAAUGUAUGAAAUUAUAACUUCUUUACCUCCUUAUCAUGAUUAUAAUUGGGAUGAAAAUUUAUUACGAGAUAUUUGUGAUGGGAUUAGACCGAAAAUUCCUGAAGGUAUACCGAAUUGUUAUAUAGAAUUAAUGACAAAAUGUUGGUCUCAAAAUCCUGAGGAUCGACCUAAUGCGGAUUAUUUAGCCAAAAUUCUUGAAGAUUGGAAAAAUAAUAUUUCACAAAUAGAAGAAUUUAAUAUUGCGGAGCAAUUUAGAUUAAAUCAAUCAAAUAGUAUUGAUAUUGAAAAGUCAGUAAAUUAUAAAAGUAAAGCAUUACCAAAGUUUUAUGAAAUAUUACCAACUUCAUCAAAUGAAUAAUUGAAUGAUUUUUUUUUUAAAAAAAAAUUUAUAUAUAUAUAAUA